Anopheles cruzii is the source of this 4458-nucleotide messenger RNA. RefSeq names its product collagen alpha-1(III) chain-like. Gene Ontology annotation, cellular component: nucleus. The record is from RefSeq and is a predicted model, not a curated record. The transcript is spliced from 2 exons. Lineage: Eukaryota; Metazoa; Arthropoda; Insecta; Diptera; Culicidae. Bases 274 to 3051 code for a protein of 925 amino acids.
CUCGUGACGAUUCUCAACCGCUUACUGUGAUUGGAAAACAUUGGUUGGCAGGAUUGGCGCGGGUCACAACUUCAGACGAUUAAUAUCCAGCUGUUACCUUGGAGAUGUCCGCGAGCGUGGUGCGGUGAUUGCUUCGAUCGAACGGCGUGUGCGUGUGUGUGUGUGUGUGGAUAAGGAGAUCCGAUCUUCCCGUGGACAGAAAGCACACUCGUUACAGAGACCGGGCGCUCGUUCGCUCUCGAUGGUGGUUGUUCCCUGAGCGGCGGGCGUGGAAUGCUGUACGAUUAUCAGCCACAAGUCUAUCAGAAGCAGCAGCAGCAUUAUCUGCCAGCAGCAGUCAUGCCGAAGAAGGAUUCAAAGUCCGACGAAGGUGGCGGUGGCGGCGGCGGCGGCCGGAAAACCAAAAUGAGUCAGGCGGCUGCGGCCAAACUGGAACAGCAGCAGCAACAGCAACAGCAGCAGCAACAACAGCAGCAGCAGGUAAGAAGGAGAAAAGAUCGACGGGACGAUAUGAAAGGACCCGGCGGAUCGGUGAGCGGAAGGCCCGGCUCGGUGGGGCCCGGCGGCCCGAGCGGCAUGAAAGCAUCGGACGGCUGCAGUAUUAACAGUGGUGGCGUUCCCAACGCGGGCGGUGUUCUCGAGGCGCUCGGAAAAGGUGGUCCCGGAGGAGGUCCCGGCGGUGGUCCUGGCGGCGGUCCCGGCGGCCCAGGGCUCGAUGGUCAUCCGCUUGAUGGCAAGCUCAAUCCGGGGCUGGCCGGGCUGAUGGGCAACAAGCCGUCGAACAAGCUCGAGUACACGCAACAGCAAAGCCAGAUCUUCGUCUUCUCGACGGCGCUUGCCAACAAAGGCGCCGAAGCGGUGCUGAGCGGCCAGUUUAACUCGAUCAUCGCGUAUCACUGUGCACAGAUGCAGAAACGGAACCAGCUCGGGCCCUGUGGUGGCGGUGGAGGUCCUGGCGGUGGUGGUGGCGGUGGCGGCGGUGGGCCGGGCGAUGAGCUUGGCGGCGGCGGCGGCGGGAACAGUGUCGUGGGACCGGGAGCCAUGUCACCGUGGAUGGACCACGGCCAUCACGGAGGUCAUGGAUCGCCCGACCACCAUAUGCGAGGGGGCGGCAGUGGAGGGAUGAUGGGACCGGACGUGGGGAUGAAGAAAUCGGCCACCAUUCACCAUACGGCAAACUCGUGCCUCGGUGACGGCGACGGCGGCGGUGGCGGGGGUCCACCGCCUGGAAUGGCGUCGAUGUUUGGCGGCGGCGGCGGUCCAGCUGGCAUGAUUGAUCAUCACAUGCGCAUGGCCGGGGGGCCGGGAUCGGGUCCGGAUCCGUCGGUGAUGGGCAAAAAGUCGGCCACGAUACACCACAUACCGAAUGCGGGCGCCUGCAUGGACCAGGAUGGUUCUGGGUUGCCAAUGUACCCGGUGGACGGUGUCGGUGGUGGCGGCGGCCACAUGCGGAUGGGGCCGGACGGGAUGUCGAAACCGUCCACCAUCCACCACACGCCCAACUCUUCGUGCAUGGAAGGAAGUGGCGGAGCGAGUGACGGCUCCGAUCCGUCGGCCCUCGGCGGUGGCCACCCGGGCGUGAAGAUGGAAAAUCCAUCACCCGUCGGUUCGCACAUCUCCCCCAGCGGUGGUGGUGGUGGUGGCGUGCCGGGCGGUGGAGUGCCGGGUGGUGGUCCGGGUGGCGGUGGGAUGAUCGGCGGUCCGGGUGGGGGUCCAGGUCCGAUGGGAGGAGUUGGGGGCGGAAGCCACUCGAGUUCGACGAUCAUCGAUCAGAUGAAUUCGUUGGUCGCCUCGCUGCCGCUGAUGAAGGGCGGCAACGUCCUGUCGCAAUCGCGUGGCCAUCCGCAACCAUCGCUGCAGGGUGUGAAGGUGCCGGACGAGAAUCUGACGCCCCAACAGCGCCAACAUCGCGAACAGCAGCUCGCCACCCUGCGGCAGAUGCAGAAAAUGUUCUUUCCCGAGCAGCGCGGCAUGAUGGACCCGCACGGCAUGGGCAUGAGGCCCCAGUUCCGGGGCGGUAUGCCACCCGACUUCGGCGGCGGCGGGCCCCCCAACAGACCGCUUAAUCCGGCGUUCAUGAACACACCGAUGGGACCGGACGGGCCGGGACCGGGCCCCGGACCGGGACCGGGCAUGAUCAAUGAGCAGAUCCCUCCGAUGCAAUACAACAAACCGAACAUGAUGAACCCUGGCAUGUACAGUAUGGGUGGCGGUGGCGGGCCGAUGGGUGGCGGCGGAGGACCGAUGGGUGGCCCGAUGGGUCCCGGAGGCCCCAUGGGUCCCGGUGGUCCGAUGGGCGGUGGCGGCGGCGGAGGACCGAUGGGCGGAGGUGGUGGGCCCGGUCCGGGGCCGAUGAACCGCAUGUACAAAGCAGACCCCGACCCAAUCUUUCCCCCGAUGACCGAAAUGGGACCGGGCGGCGGCGGCGGAUACGGGGGAGGCGGUGGUGUGAUGAACAAUCACGGGCCGGGAAUGUUUAACCCGGGAGGGAUGCAACGGAUGGGGAUGCCACCGGGUGGCGGUGGAGGGGUGCCCGGUGGUCACAUGAUGGGACCAAAGAUGGGCCCGGAUCCGUCUUCGAUGCUCGGUGGCCAUCCUAUAGCGCAGUCCCCCCUAAUGGACGACGAUCUCGCGAAGGGUUCGAUGCAACAGCAACAACAACAACAGCAGCAGCAACAGCAGCAAAUGAUGCUUCCCGCCAAUCCGCCUCUUCCCCAGCAGCCCGGCACACCCACCGGUGGCGGUAGUGGUGGCAGCAAUGGUGGCGGGCCGAUGUCCGGCCCCAUGUCCGGCAUGAACCCUAACCUCAACCCGAACGGCGCUGGCGGCAGUGCGAACGGCACGGCCAACGGUGGGAAAACGAAAGAACCGUCCGUUUCGCCCGAGCACGGCGGAGGAGGUCAGGGACCGGGCUCGAAUCAGCAGCAGCAGCAGCAGCAACAAGGGCCCGGCAGUCAACAAGGGCCCCUGACACCUCAGACGCCACAAGGGGGCCAGCAAACGCCCGGCCAACCGCUAACCCCACAACAAACGUCAAUGGCCGGUUCGUAGGGACCGGAUGGUCCGUGAAUGCGACUGUGCGGUGUGUGCGUGUCGUGCGUGCCUGCCGCACGCUAACGCACACACCGACACACGAGCGAAACCUCCCCAGAAUCCUCCAUCCACCUCCACGCCCGUGCAACAAAUCUGCCUUAUCACUAAACCGACGAAUACGAGCGAAAAAGCAAAGCAAAAAUAAAACAAAUACGCGAAUAUACGAAACAAACUUAAAAAAAAACACACAAACGAUAAACGAGAAGCGAAGACAAAACAAUACAAAACAAACGAAAGAUGUAACGAUAGGAAGAUAGGAAGAGAGAGCUGAGAGCGUGUAAGAGAAUAGGAAAACAAAACAAAUAGAGAAAGCAAAUGCAAAUGCGAACGGAACCGCUCAGCGCCCAGAAGAACUGUGUGAAACGAUGAGUGAAACAAGCAGAACAUGAUUUCAGGUUAAUAGAUGUUGGUGCCGGUGGUGCUCUGGGACAGGAACAGCUUCGUGAAACAGCGUUUCGUUAACUUCCUUCCAUGUUAUAGUUCCGUUUUUCUUGCUCAAAGCCGCUCAACCCCCCAAACACACUGUGGCCACGAGGGGCCGUUUUUGGGUGCCUAAUUAUUAGUAGAAAAUUCACCACAAACAAAAAGUUUCGAAAGUAUCUCACAAGCUUGCCUGCUGCGAGCUGGCCAGACUUUGCCAGACCAAACGAGCACCGGGAAGCUUACUUGCUUACUUAACUCGGGACGCGGAAAGGAAGGAUAUCCGUCUUCUUCCAGCCCUCGGUUUGUGCGCCACGCGUGUUGUGUGCCCUCCUGUGAACGUUUUCAACCCCGCAACCUAAACCUUUGCCCUUGUUUUCAUCAUCGUUACGUGAACACUUUUAGCCUAAAAUAAAUUAAAACAAACAAUCAACGGGGGUGUUAAUACUAAAAAAAAGGUAAACAAAUUACGACACAACUGAAUUGGAUGCGUUGAAACAUUUGCGUGUGUUGCGAGCCCGAGAAAGCAAUUGUUUGCAGUUUUAUCCGCGUCUUUGUACUAAUGUUUCUAACACGCAAAAUUAAACAUGUAAACAACUCCCAACAAUGAGCAAUAAUAACAAUACGCUGGUACUACGGACCUGCCUCAUUCUCGUACUACAUUUCUUUUGCCAUUCGAAGAUGCACAGCACAGCCAUUUGCAGUUGCCUGAAAGAACUCGAACUGAAUCGAACGGAAGGUUGUGUUUUUGAGUGCGCCAAGGUUUUGUUGUAAAAUUACUCCUAAAAGUUAGCCGUUUUAGUUUGUUCGAUCCAAUUUGUUAUUCAUCCGGUCCUUUCGUUAGUCUGUUUAGUUUGGCCACGUUUCCGUAGAGAACGUCAAAAGUGGAAGCAAAACUAGAAGCCCUCAUAGACGCGCCGAGAAAAGGGGCUCGGCGAGGUAGAC